UGAUAAAGGUCCCAGCAGGGCCCGGGGUCACUCUGCACGUACAGCGCACGGAGCGGUGCUGAGAUCGUCCCUCGCCCUAUUUACUAAAAGGGCAGGCUAGUUUGCAAGAACACCAAGACGAUUGGCAUGAGAGGAGACUGGAGUACUGUAACUCAGGAUAUAUUUGCUACAAGUAUCCACGCAAAUUGACAAGCCACACAGGAGGUCCAGCUCCUGCCGACGUGCGAUACCCACGGGUACUCCAGGCAUGUACCAGCCAUCUUCAACCGACCCAUGCGGUAUUUGCGGCUCUGGGUGCCCAGUGCCCGUGCUAUUGGUGUCCUGUGGGCACCGCUUCUGCCUCGACUGUGUGGAAAACUUCUGGCAGCGUCUUCCCAACUGUGAGAGAUUGUGCCCCACAUGCACCUUGCCCAGGGAGGAGCAGGCGUGCCCCAGAGCACAGGCAUUGCAGUGUGACCUGUGCCCAUCCCAUAGCCCGUGCAUUGCCCGCUGGAGUUGCCUGACUUGUGGGGAAUCGUACUGCCCCGAGCACUGCCAGCCGCACAUAAUGGCCGAGGAUGGUGAGGGCACAGCCGGUCACCAGGUAUGUGAUGCAGGUGGAGAGGAGGCCAGAAGGAUGCAGGAGCUGAGGAGAGGGCCACGCAGGUGCCCGGAGCACAGGGAGCGGGCGGUGGAGCUCUUCUGCGGACAGUGCAGGGUGUGUGUGUGCACGCUGUGUCCCAUACUGGGAGCGCACAAAGGGCACCCGGUGACACUCAUACAGCAGGAGGCCGGGAACAAGAAGAAUCUGACAAGCAGAUGCCUGGAGCAGCUUGAUCAAAAGAGAAGUGAUGUACUUGGCAACAUACAGCACAUUGAGCAAGCUGCCACUGAUCUCAAGACCCAUACUUUAGCAAGCAAAGAUUGGCUGACAGGAAAAUUUGCAGAGCUAAGACUACUGCUGGAUGAAGAAGAAAAGAUUGCAAAGAAAUUUAUUGAGGACAAGGCUAAGAUGACCCUAUGGGCCUAUGAUGGUCAAGUAGAGUUAUGUCAAGAGCAAAUAAGUGCCAUUGACAAAUUUUCUGCCCACAUUAGAAGUAUACAUCAACAACCGGACGCUGUACAACUCAUUCAGGAUUAUACCUCAGUGGAGAGGGAAAUGCGGAGUCAGAUGGCUCCAGCCGAGCAGUGGCAUCCAGUGCCAGUUACCUUUGAACAUGUAGAGAAAUACUACAUCUCACUCAUAGAUGCCAUCAAAUCUUCAUUUAAGGAACCACUUUCAAGCCGCCUACAAAAAGAUGCAAUUAGUGGCCCCAGCGGGCGAUCAUCCGAAGAACCAGGAACCCUAAUUAAAACAAAAUCAUUUGUGAAUAGGCAAUUAUUCUUAAAACAUACCAGAAGUCCAACCUUAGACCCUGACACAAUGCACCCUAAGUUAAGGCUUUCAGAAGACCGUCUUACAGUACACUGUGCUUGGUUAGGGAAGUUUAACUCUAGUCAUCCUCAGAGGUUUGAUAAACUCAUGCAAAUACUAAGCAGAGACUCAUACUACUCUGGUAGUCAUUACUGGGAGGUAGAUGUCCUCCAAGCAGGAAACGGAUGGUGGAUUGGUGCCACUUACCCAACUAUACAAAGGAAAGGGGACUCUGAGUUAAGUCGUCUUGGUUGGACCAAUGGAUCAUGGUGCAUUAAAAGAUAUGAUUGCGAAUACUGGGCAUUCCACAGAGCAGAGAGAAAAUCGAUACAGCUUAACAAACCUCCAGAAAAAGUUGGUGUUUUCCUGGACUAUGAAUCUGGAGUCCUAUCCUUCUUUGAUGUCACAUCUGGAAUGAAACACUUGCACACUUUUCGCUGUAAAUUUAUUGAACCUCUGUAUCCAGCUCUACGGUUAUGGGAUGGAUCAAUCACAAUUAGUAGACUGACCUAAAAAUGCAAGCUCCUGUGGCUCACUGUAAUGAAGGAAGAGUAUCUGUGCUAGCUGGUUCAUAUAGUUCUAUAGUGUACAGCAAAUGGUACACCUUACAAUUAAUUUAACAUUUUCCAGAUGAAUAUUAUAAAAGCAGAUGAGUGAAUUAAAUCUAUACUACCCACUGUAUCCCCCACCACAUGCAGCUGUGUUUCCAGGGGCUCCAUUAUCAGUCAUUUGUGUGGGAGCUAUGUAACACCAUGGAGAAAGCUAUGCAGCUCCCACACAUGGCAGACCAAUAAGGUAAUUACAGCCUUCUUUUGGCCCUCCUGCUCACACCCAUCUCAGUGCUCACCUCAAUGAGGUGAAUGAUCAAGCCUUGUUGGUACUGACACUAUACAAUGGAAACAAAGAGAGAGACGAUUUUCCCCACUAAGGAGAAGUUACAGGUCUUUGAAAUUGUAGCAAUUAAUGCUGGGUGCUGCUUUAUGGUUUUGAAGCAGAAGGAAGUUAGUAGUGAUGUAAUUAUAUACCAUUAAUGAUACAAGAUUCAUGUGAGAUGCUGGUAGUCAUAUGGUGGAAAUACAGUAUGUUACAAAUCUAUAUAGAAGUACCCAACAUAAAAUACUACACUUCUUCCAGUAACCAAUAGCUUUUCACCAAGGAUUUUUGAAUCCAUGUAUAAAGCAAUGCUGCUCUAGUUUCCAUGCAUUUCUGUCAUGCGUUUGUGUUAUGAGAAAACGCUUAUUCUUUUCAUCCCGAGGAUCCUGAUCCUGAUACACAUGGGGCGAGAGAGGAAGCAAACGCUAUUGAAAUGUCUAUAUAAUAUAUUGUCUCAUUAAAUUAAUUUAAAGUGUU
Messenger RNA from Pseudophryne corroboree (corroboree frog), 2743 nucleotides. RefSeq names its product tripartite motif containing 14 (gene TRIM14). Bases 248 to 1906 code for a protein of 552 amino acids. The transcript is spliced from 6 exons. The record is from RefSeq and is a predicted model, not a curated record. NCBI's taxonomy places the organism in Eukaryota, Metazoa, Chordata, Amphibia, Anura, Myobatrachidae. Gene Ontology annotation, molecular function: protein binding; zinc ion binding.